Molecule: messenger RNA, 624 nt
Organism: Penicillium waksmanii
Lineage: Eukaryota; Fungi; Ascomycota; Eurotiomycetes; Eurotiales; Aspergillaceae
Product: C2H2-type zinc finger protein
Exons: 1
Coding region: 1-624 (207 amino acids)
Biological process (GO): regulation of transcription by RNA polymerase II
Cellular component (GO): nucleus
Molecular function (GO): transcription coregulator activity
Source: RefSeq, a predicted model, not a curated record
AUGCGGCAGAUCCGUCGAAAUGAUCUCUUCGGUUGCGGCUUUCAACGACCAGGACACUUUCCCGAUCUUAGAUUCAUCCAUUGCGAGCCGAUCCCUGUCAUUUAUUGGCUUGAACAUAUGCCACAUUCGUAUCCUUUCGGCCCCUCGCAGCCAUUCUCCAAGCCUAAUGCCUGUGAGGCAAAGGUUGCCCCUACCUGCAACCCCUGUUCUAUGCGACUUGACAGCAAUGAAGUGCUUGCAAUGAGCCCAGUUUCUCUAGGGCCUACAAACGCCACGUCUCUGUCUUCCUCUCAGGUACCUCCGGACUGGAGCUUCCGGAAAUUACCACACAAAAUACCCCAGCGGCAGUUCGAAUGCACAUACCCGGGCUGUGACCGCCAAUUCAGGCGCCGAACGGCCCUCGAGCGACAUCUGAUAUGCCACUCAGAUGAAAGACCAUACGUAUGCUGGGUGCCAGAAUGUCAUCGUAGCUUCAAACGCUCGGACAAUUUGAAAGCUCACUACCCGACUCAUGCCAAAAUGGGCGGUCGCAACCGCUAUGUAGCAACCUUGGACAAUACGAGUCCUGCCUACAACCCUAAGUUUCGCGGUCGAUUGACAUUGGAGGGCUGGCCAGCUUUCUAA